This is a messenger RNA of Sitophilus oryzae (rice weevil), 1899 nucleotides long. RefSeq lists its product as uncharacterized. The record is from RefSeq and is a predicted model, not a curated record. Gene Ontology annotation, cellular component: membrane. The coding region runs from base 1 to 1473 and encodes 490 amino acids. The transcript has 7 exons. Lineage: Eukaryota; Metazoa; Arthropoda; Insecta; Coleoptera; Curculionidae. Gene Ontology annotation, molecular function: ligand-gated monoatomic ion channel activity; nucleic acid binding.
AUGUUCAGCGAUGAAAGCCGCUUUUGUCUUCGUACUGACAGACGUGUGUGGAGACUAAGAAAUACAAGACUUAACGACCGAUAUGUUCAAGAAGGGCAUCCCUUUGGAGUUGGAGGUGUAAUGGUCUGGGGUGGAAUUUUCUACGGAGACCGAACGGAAUGUCUGUGGAGGUACAAUGACAGCAAUAUCGACAAAGAUAAUAUUCUAAAGAUUAACUACAUUUUACUAUCAAUAAUGGUUGAAAACUUAAAUGGUACGCAUUUUCCAUAUUUUUUUGACAACUAUGGAUUGGAAUUUGACGAAAAAACAAAAAUGUACGAAAAUAAUAGCAUGUUGGGAAAUAUUCAAAGGCGUAAAGCAGAUAUAGCAGGUAAAAACCAGAUUAUUGACAAUUUGGUGAAGGAGAAUUGGGAGAAGGGUUAUAACGGAUUUGUAGAGUACAAUAGACUCCUUUUUAUGCGAUUCUUUGCUCCAACAACCCCUGACUACAUAGCAUUCCUGUUAAGAGCUCCUCCUUUAUCUUAUCUACAGAAUGUUUAUUUGAUGCCAUUCGAUUGUUUGUCCUGGUAUGGUAUAGGAAUCACUUUCUUUGCGGGAAUAAUCAUUUUAUCUGCUAUUAUUAUUGAAGAGAGACGAUUUAUUAAUAAUAGAGCUGAUUCUUCUAUAAUUGACAUAUUUAUGCUGCUACUAUCUGCCCUGUUACAAAAAUUUUGGAACUUGGAAUUUAAGAGUUUAUCAGGCCGAAUUGCUACAGCGAUUUUUUAUUUAUGUUUUAUGGUCAUUUUUACAUUUUAUUGUGCUUGCAUUAUACUUUUUCUUCAAAAAUCCAGUGAAUCCAUCAAAACAUUCAGUGAUAUAUACUAUUCUGGUUUCGAUUUCGGGGUUCAGGAUGUGUCUUAUAAUUACUUCUACUUCUUGAAACCAAAUGAGAGGACAGAUGAAAAUUGGCGUCAAAUAAUAUACAAAGAGAGAAUUUCUAAGGAUUUACAUAAGUUUUUCAUGUCUGCUGAAGAAGGCAUGGAAAAUGUCCGAAAAGGUUUUUUUGCCUUUCAAAUACAAGGAUCAAUAGGACACCAUAUCAUACAAAAAACAUAUACAAACCAAGAGAAAUGUAGUGUUAGAGUGGCUCCUUCUGUAUACUAUUUUCCUAAAAACGUUUACUUGGCGAUUCAUAAAAAUUCAGUAUACAUUGACCACUACAAAGUUGGAUUCCAAAGACUUUUUGAAAACGGACUGCAGAAACGGGCCUUACUGAGACUAUUUGUGAAGAAACCAAAAUGCGAAGAGCAUAUGAGCAAUUUCAGUGGAAUUGGAAUAACGGAAACCAAAUUUAUAUUCACUGUAUUUCUGAUUGGAAUAGGAGCUAGUUUAUCUAUUCUCUUGUUGGAAAUAUUUAUUUUUAAAAUCACCGAUUCCUUGAUGUAUUAUAAAAUGUUAAAGAAAUAUCAUGUACUACAAUCUUAUACCAACUAAAGACACCUUUAGAUACAUAUAUUAUUAAAAAUAAUGUCUAUAGGAUUGCGGAGAGUUGAGGAUUAUCAUUGGCCUGGCUUUUUUCUAUUGAAUCAGGGAUCUAAAAAAUAAAAUUUAUUUAUUUGUUAUAAAAUGCCACCAUAAAACCCGCUUGCCAAUUUCCUUUUACUCGUAUAACAAAUAUGCUUAUCUAAUGGCGCAUUCUCACGACUCGUGUACUUUUUUCGACAAACAUUUGUAAUUGGUAUAUAGGGUAUACAUGGUUCGUCGGGCAUCUAUACCGAAGUUAUUUAUUAUAAGCCGAAUUCUCGCCAGACCCUGUAUGCCAAUAAAAAAUACUUGCCAAGUAGACAAGCCGUGAGAAUGCGCCUGAAAAAAAGUUUUUUUCUUAAAAUUGUUAAUACUCAUGUGACACACAAGUCAUAU